AUGUUGGGAAGCUGGAAUAGUGUCAUGGCCGUUGGCCUGCUCGUCCUGAGCACCAACGCGUCACCUCUCACGCCGCACAAGCGAGCCCCGAUGUUCAACUACGGCGGCGAAAAGGUUCGCGGUGUGAACACCGGUGGAUGGUUUGUGCUCGAGCCCUGGAUAACACCAAGCUUGUUCGAAGGCAAUGGUGCGGUCGAUGAAUAUACCCUGACCCAGGAGCUGGGGAAGGAUGCGGCACAAAGCACGCUGUCAAAUCACUGGAACAGCUGGAUCACGCAAGACGACUUCAACCAGAUGGCGGCAGCUGGGUUGAACCACGUGAGGAUUCCGCUCGGAUACUGGAGCGUGAUUCCCGUUGACGGCGAACCCUUCGUGCAAGGCGCGUACGAGGUGCUGGGCAAGGCACUGGAUUGGGCCCAAGGUGCGGGCCUGAAGGUGAUGAUCGACCUGCACGGUGCACCUGGCUCCCAGAACGGCUUCGACAAUUCUGGACGCUAUGGGUCAAUUGCGUGGACCCAGGGCGACACUGUGGACCAUACUAUCAAGGUUCUGAACAAGAUUCGCGACGACUAUGCUUCGCACCCAGCCGUUUCUGCCAUCGAACUGCUCAACGAGCCCAUGGGCCCAAGUCUGAACAUGGACACUGUUCGUCAGUUCUACAUGGACGGCUGGGGCAACCUCAAGGACUCGGACGUCGCGGUUACCUUCCAUGAUGCCUUCGAGGGCGUUACAGCAUGGGGCUCGUGGGGCUCCGGCAUGUGGAAUCUUCUGCUCGACACCCACCACUAUGAAAUAUUCGACAACAGCCAGGUCUCACAGGACAUCGGCGCACACAUCGGCAUGGCAUGCGAUUUCGGCAACCAAAUGGCCAGCACCGGGAAGAACACCAUCGCAGGAGAGUGGACGGGCGGCAUCACCGACUGCGCCAAGUGGCUGAAUGGUAAGAACAAAGGUGCGCGAUACGACGGGACCUAUAACGGCGCGAGUGCGACCGGUAGCUGUGCCGGCAAGUCAAGCGGCUCAGUUGCGGCCCUGUCGAGCGCUGACAAGAGCAAUAUUGGCAAGUUUAUCGAGGCACAGCUCGACGCUUAUGAGAAGGCGAGCGGUUGGAUCUUUUGGACGUGGAAGACGGAGGGUGCGCCCGAAUGGGAUAUGCAGGAUCUGCUCGCCAACGGUUUGUUCCCGCAGCCGUUGACAUCGCGAAAGUAUCCCGGCCAGUGCGGCUAAGCAUCCGCCUGGGCUCCAAGCUCAUCGCAUGUUGGCCGAUGAGCUUGGCGUUGCUUCGCAGCUUUAUCAUCACACUUUGCGCUCGUCUCCUUUUACACUCGCUCUCCUCAUGUGGCCUCCUCUUCUCUUCUUCCCUUCCCACUCGGUCCCCUUCACGCCAAGUAACGAUUCGACGAAUCUCCUUCGAGGAUACCCCGUUGCGCUCGCUUCUGGUGCGCCCUCAUACUCCGGGCCCGGCGACUACCCAGAUCCACUUAGCUCAGCUCUUCUCUUUGCGCCGCAUUGUCGCAUGCUGGAACCACAAUUUAUCUGUACCAAAAUCUUUCAGGCAGUCAAAAGGAGGAGCGAGCACAGUCCUUUUCUACUGUAACAUAACAGGAAUUGACUAUAACGUUGCUUGUUGGAAAUGAGCUCUCGUACGAUGGGCUGG
Messenger RNA from Trematosphaeria pertusa, 1657 nucleotides. Its product is annotated as glycoside hydrolase family 5 protein. Gene Ontology annotation, biological process: glucan catabolic process. The record is from RefSeq and is a predicted model, not a curated record. Gene Ontology annotation, cellular component: extracellular region; cell surface. Gene Ontology annotation, molecular function: glucan exo-1,3-beta-glucosidase activity. NCBI's taxonomy places the organism in Eukaryota, Fungi, Ascomycota, Dothideomycetes, Pleosporales, Trematosphaeriaceae. The transcript is spliced from 4 exons. The coding region runs from base 1 to 1227 and encodes 408 amino acids.